AUAAUGUACAACAACGCCGGUGUCCUUGAUCGUCCUAGCGGGAGCAUCUUAGACACACCCAAAUCCGAUCUUGACAAAGUGGUCGGCGUCAAUCUGGUCGGCGCCUUCCUCGGCGCCAAGCACGCGGCGAGAGUCAUGGUGCCCCGAAAAAAGGGUUCCAUUUUAUUCACUGCAAGUGCUAGUACCGCCAUUGCAGGACUAGCAACUCACGCUUACGCGGCGUCGAAGUACGGAAUUGUCGGACUGGCCAAAAACUUAACGGCGGAGCUUGGCCAACAUGGAAUCCGGGUUAACUGUGUGUCACCGUACGGUGUUUUGACCGGCAUGACGGUGGUGCAGGAAUCUGAAGUGCCGAAGGUGGAAGCUGCGAUGAGCAUGAUGGGUAAUCUUAAGGGAGAGGUGCUGAGAGCCAUGGAUGUGGCGAAAGCAGCUCUGUUCUUGGCUAGCGACGAGGCAAACUAUGUCAGCGGCCUCAAUCUUCUCGUCGACGGUGGAUUCAGUGUCGUGAAUCCGACAAUCAUGAGGGCACGCCAGAUGAAUAAGGAAUUACUUUUAAAUGAUUCAUUUAAUUCUAAAAAUCUUAAUUAA
Molecule: messenger RNA, 588 nt
Organism: Carica papaya (papaya)
Lineage: Eukaryota; Viridiplantae; Streptophyta; Magnoliopsida; Brassicales; Caricaceae
Product: (21S)-21-acetoxyl-apo-melianone synthase SDR-like
Source: RefSeq, a predicted model, not a curated record